AUGCCUAAUCAAUCGAAUGAACGAGCAAUUCAACUCAUUUCGCAAUACGCCAAACAACUACGUCCCAAAGUCAACAGUGAUUUUGAUUCCAUAUUAUCGGCUAUUGGCGAUGCCAAAGUGGUAAUGAUCGGUGAAGCAAGUCAUGGUACUUAUGAAUUUUAUGAAAAUCGGGCCGAAUUAACGAAGCGUUUGAUAAAAGAAAAAGGUUUCACCAUUUUGGCAUGUGAAGCGGAUUGGCCAUGUGCUUGGAAAGUAAAUCAAUGGGUGAAAGGAGUGUCGACUAAUGAAAAAAAUGCAGAAGAAGCUUUGGGUGAAUUUCUUCGUUUUCCACGCUGGAUGUGGCGAAAUACAGUUGUUCAAGAAUUUAUUACUUGGUUAAAAGCUCAUAAUGAAACCGUCAAAGAUAAAAAACAAAAAACAGGAUUUUAUGGUAUCGAUUUAUAUAGUUUACAGUCGAGUAGAGAAGAAGUAAUCAAAUAUUUGGAAAAAGUAGAUGGAGAAUUGGCUAAGAGAGCAAAAAAGUGUUAUGGCUGUUUCGAUCGUUAUCCAACAGAGGAAUCGUAUGGCUAUAAUUCGGCCUUGGCUUUGUCUCAUGGUUGUGAGAAAGAAGCUAUUGCAGUUUUAAAAGCAAUGUUGGCUAAGCACGCUAAUUUGAUGUCACAAAACAAGAGCCAAGAUGAUUACGAUGAAUCAUUUUAUGCUAUGGAAAAUGCAAAAAUUGUCAGAGAGGCAGAAAAGUACUAUCGACAUAUGUUUGAGGGUGGGGAAAUAACGUGGAAUAUUCGUGAUACGCAUAUGGUUGAAUGUUUGCAAGAUUUGUUGAAACAUAUUGGUGAUGAUGCAAAAGCUGUUAUUUGGGCACAUAAUUCUCACAUUGGCGAUGGGUUCGAAACACAGUCUAAGCGUGCGAAAGAAGUUAAUAUUGGGCAAUUGGUACGUCAGCGAUUCGGUUUGGAGAAUACAUUCAAUAUUGGCUUCACUACGUUUACGGGAACAGUAACAGCCGCAGAUAACUGGGAUAUGGAUCCUGAUUUCAAACGUGUUAAACCAUCAUUGAAGCAUUCACAUGAAUAUUUACUACAUGAAGCAUUGAUUGCAGGUGAAACUAAGGAAACAAAAUCUCACCUAGCUAGUGAUGGUCAAUAUUACUUAUUAUUUCGAUCAAAUAGUAGACAAUCAAACGAUGCUAAUAGUAUUUCAAAAGAACUAAAUGAUUUAUUCUAUACAACACGAUUAGAACGAGCUAUAGGCGUUAUUUAUAGACCAAACACAGAACGACCAUCGCAUUAUUUUGAUGCACAUUUAUCCACACAAUUUGAUUGUGUUAUUCAUAUUGAAACAACAAAAGCCUUAGAACCGUUGGAAAUGCAUCCACAAUGGGUAAAAAGUAGAAAUGAUCAAGUACCAGACACAUUUCCGAUGAAUGUCUAA
Didymodactylos carnosus is the source of this 1431-nucleotide messenger RNA. The record is from the annotation of a GenBank genome assembly. Lineage: Eukaryota; Metazoa; Rotifera; Eurotatoria; Philodinida; Philodinidae.